This is a messenger RNA of Pelagomonas calceolata, 2006 nucleotides long. The record is from the annotation of a GenBank genome assembly. NCBI's taxonomy places the organism in Eukaryota, Pelagophyceae, Pelagomonadales, Pelagomonadaceae.
AUGGCCGCCGAGGUCACCGGCACAACUAUUUCCGCCGAUGCGCCCCUUAUGUCUGCUGGGCUCGACUCCAUCGGCGCCACAGAGCUCUCAAACAAAAUAAGUGCUCAUCUUAACACGGAGCUUUCCCCGACCCUGCUCUUCGAUCACCCGUCGCUGCGGUCCAUCGCCGACGCUCUGUCGGUUGACCACGAGACAGAGGGAGUAUUGGAGCUCGAGUUUGAGACUACGGCGCAAGAGCCAAGAGAUUCGGUGCAACGACCACAACAGAGCGCCAAGGCGCAAAGCACGCCGGCCAUCGUCGAGGCCAUCUCGAGCACGCUCUCGGAUAUUCUUGGGACGACUGUCGCCACAGACGCGCCGCUCAUGUCCGUGGGACUGGAUUCGAUCUCGGCGACGGAGUUCACGAACGCGCUCGCCGAGAAAUUCGACACGGAACUGCCGCAAACGCUCAUGUUCGACCAACCGACGAUCGAUGCGAUGGCUGGGUUCAUCGCGGAGACCACUGAAGCGCCGGUAGCUGCAGCGACCGUCGAGCGAGAGCAAAUGCCAACGACAACAAUGGCGACGGCCGUGGCAACGUCUGGACGGGAUGCCCGGACCGAGUCUUCCUCGCGUCACGACAGAUCAGCUUCACGUUGCCGGGCGGCUGCAAUGAUCCUACUGCAUUGAAGGAGCUCGGCUUGCGAGCGUGGACGGCCAACUCUCACUGGCCCGUCUCUCGCCUGGCGGCGAAUGAGCUGCAAGGAACUUCUGCGGCGUACGGCGCUUUCUUAGCACCUGAUGCAUUCAAAGCGGAUCCUGUGUUCUUCGGAAUUUCCAGGACGGAGGCGCGGGCCAUGGACCCGAUGGCGAUGCUGGUCCUCGAGACGACCUACGGCGCGCUCAGCGACUCGAGCUCCAAUUCUCGCGCCAAGCUGGCCAACGCGCCCAUCGGCUUCUUCCUUGGAGCUGGCGGGUCGACGUUUAGUAAGGGUUUAGAAACCGCAUCGGGAAACGCCACGAAGGCCCCUUCGGUGUACUCGGCGACCUCCGGCGCGCUGUCCGUGCUGUCGGGCCGCCUUUCGUACACGCUGGGCCUGACGGGCCCGUGCCAGACGACCGACACGGCCUGCUCGUCGUCGCUGGUUGCCGCGCACCAGGCGGUCUCGGCCCUGAAGCUCGGCGAGAGCCCGGCGGCGGCGGUCGCGGGCGUCGGCGUGCUGACGGUGUCGGUGUCGGUGGCGUUCUCGGCGGCGGGCAUGCUCUCGGCGCUCGGUCGGUGCCACACGUUCGACCGGCGCGCCGACGGGUACUGUAGGGGCGAAGGCUGCGGGGCGUUCUACUUCUCGACCGAAGCCGACGACGUCGCGGUGUCCGGGACGGCGGUGCAGCAGGACGGGCCGAGCGCGAGCCUCACGGCGCCGAACGGCACGUCGCAGCAGCGGCUCAUCGAAGCGGUCAAGGCUGGAAGUGGACCAUCGCUGGAGGCUCACGGCACGGGCACGGCGCUCGGGGACCCAAUCGAGGUAUGUGCUUACUUCUUAUUUCUCUGAUAAUUUUUGCGUCAUUGUAGGUGGGCGCUGCGACGCGGGCGUUGUGCAAGUCGACAGAACAUGGUGCCGCAGUGAUCCAGUGCACGUCGCUGAAGUCGAACGUGGGCCACCUGGAGCCGGCGGCAGCGGCAGCGGGCCUGGCGUCGCUUGUUGUGGGGCCGCUGAUGGAUUCGGUUGUUGCUGUUAACGCGCAAUUGCGCGGGUACGUCUCCUGUGUUUUUUACAUAGUUGUCGCUCACAUUCCCAUGUAGGCUGAACGCGCACCUGUCGUCGAUCGUGUCGUCGAAGCCGUUCCAGAUGCCUGUUGACGUAGCUCCACGUACCACAGCUCUCAGCGGUUCGCGACUGAGCUCGUUUGGAUUUAGUGGAACCAUCGCCCACGGCGCGUUCGAAGCUCGGAAGACAAUAGUAUCAAUGAGCAAUGAUUCGAAGUCGCUCUACCGUGGUCGCCGAUUUAUCACCUCUAGCGAGACG